This is a messenger RNA of Xiphophorus maculatus (southern platyfish), 1189 nucleotides long. RefSeq lists its product as uncharacterized. The record is from RefSeq and is a predicted model, not a curated record. Bases 57 to 872 code for a protein of 271 amino acids. The transcript is spliced from 6 exons. NCBI's taxonomy places the organism in Eukaryota, Metazoa, Chordata, Actinopteri, Cyprinodontiformes, Poeciliidae.
GGGAAAACUAACUUUGUUUAGUCUCUGCAGCCUUGUGGCUCCACACAAACUACAAAAUGAAGUUUCAGAGCCUUUUUGGAUCCUUAAAAUCUGUUGUCAUUGGUAUGAUUCAUGUUAAAGCCUUGCCAGGUACUCCUCUGGGUUGUUUAAAUAUGUUGCAGAUUGUCAAAGAAGCAUGCGGUGAGGCAGAGGUCUACCUUGAAGCAGGCAUUGACGGUUUGAUCAUUGAAAACAUGCACGAUGUCCCCUACUCGUUCAACGUGGGCCCUGAAGUUUGCGCCUGUAUGACUGCGGUCUGCUCUGCUGUCAGACAUGUCUGCCCCACUCUGCCCCUUGGAGUCCAGAUCCUAUCUUCUGCCAACCAGCAAGCGUUAGCUGUAGCUUUGGCUUCAGGUCUGGAUUUCAUCAGAGCAGAGGGUUUUGUCUUUUCUCAUGUGGCAGACGAGGGUCUUCUGAAUGCCUGCGCCGGGGACCUUUUGAGAUAUCGCAAGCAGAUUGGAGCUGAUGGGGUUCAGAUCUUCACCGACAUCAAGAAGAAACACAGCUCUCAUGCUCUGACAGCUGAUGUGACUAUAAAGGAGACGGCCCGAGCUGCCGAGUUCUUCCUCUCAGACGGAGUCAUCAUCACUGGGGCAGCGACCGGAGAUCAGGCUGACCCAUGUGAGCUCACAGAGGUCUCCCAGUCUGUGAAAAUCCCAGUGCUCAUCGGUUCUGGAGUGACAUACGACAACGUUGAAAACUUCCUGGAUGCCCGUGGAAUGAUCAUUGGAUCUCAUUUUAAACUUGGUGGCCACUGGGCCAAUGCAAUUGAUCCAGAUAGAGUCAAGAGGUUCAUGGCAAAAAUGCAUCACCUGCGAAAGCCACAGAGCUAGUUCUCACCAUCACUAAGCUGCUGAUAAAAUAAAGAUAACUGCGUUUAUUUUAAAUCCUAAAAACAAAAGUGAAAGUGCUUUUCUUUCAUUUGAAAAUGAAAUGAUUUUAAUAACCUAAGCUAAAUAAACUAAUUUGUUUCAUGUAGCUUUUGUGACUCUAAACAAAAUUUGUUAUUCUGGACCAAAGGGAAAACCGGUUGUUUGGGCUGUGGAGGUCGCUGACCCCUCUUCUAGAUGUUUAUGUGCUUCCUAAGUGGCUGUUGGAAAACUACAAACGGGUUUCCAUGUUUUUUCAAAGCAUAGACAAUCAGAUUGGU